UUUUUGGAAUCUUCUGAUAAUAACCUUCGAUAAAUAAAAAUAACAUCGAUGUCGACCAUGUGAUUUGGUACACAAAAACCGAUAUUGGGACGUGCAUGGCCGGAACAAACAAACCAAAAUCAUGAAACACACCUUGCCAUUAAUAAAACCCACGGCUCCUUGUAAACGUAACUAAAAUACAACCGGCUGAUAUAGACAAAUAGUCCAUAUCAGUGCUCACUACAGCCAAAGUACAUUGAAAGCGAUGUCUCGAAAAUUUUCAUUGAGUCGUGUCUUUCGCGCGUUUCAAUUACGAGGUAUAAUUUUUUUUUAAAUUAUUUCCCCUAGUUUUUGUGAGAGGUGUCAAAUGUGGCUCAAAUUUGUGGGAGACAUCGGGUUAAGUUUAUUUAAUUUCGAAAAAUACUAUGCGGGCCACUCAGAACUCCUCGGCUGGCCACAAGUAGCCCGCGGGCCAGGGGUUGGGCGACCCUAAUCUGAACUAUAUAUAUAUAUUCGGCACAUGAAAUUAGCUGUUUUGUCAAAUUUUAACUCAUGAUCAAUAAUUCAAAUAGCUGUAGAAUAGUGUUUGUUCAUUUUUUUUUCAAUUUUUCCUAUUAAACAAAUAUUUAAUUUCUUAUCAGAUGUUUACCAGAAAGGUUCUGUCGACUAUUAUUAUUUUUGUUUAAAUAUGUAUCUUUUAUUUUCUCUCAUUUUUGAAACUGGAAUAUUUAAAAAAAAUUGUGUCAGUUAACUUUGUAUAGUAAUGCCCAUUUUAUAUUUUCUCUGGAAUCCGUAAUGUGUAAUCCAACAAAUAUUUGUUGUAAUCAAUUAGGUAACCAUCUGAUUAGCCGUUGAUGACUGUUUUCCCUCCUGGCCUAAAAUAAGUGUUUUACUAUUGUAAAAAAUGGAUGCUCGUACCAGAGUGUCCUAGUUUGGUAGAAAUUUUAUUUGAGGGUUGGUCGACCUUGUAGUCUUCACCGCUUUCGUUUAUAUUAUCUAUUUAUUGUUAAUCCCUUUUCACUGCCAUGUGUAGUUUGAUGAUAUAUUCGGAAAUAAAUCAUUAGCUCUUUUUCUCUCCAUCAAAUUGGCUCAUAUUUCACAAAGAAGCUUCAUCGCGUGACAGCUCGUGUUUCAAAUAUGACAAACAUAAACAAAAAAUACUACUUACUGUUAUGGGUUGAAUGAGUUUCAUAGUGCCUAUCAAGCCUAUUGGUUCAAAAGUAUCAACGCCAUAUGUCACACCAUCAGUCUCUCAGUGUUUGUCGCAGGGUACGCUACGUACGUGAAAGCAAAGAAAUGAUGCUAACAAUUCUUCAUCGCUAUUGCUUUGUUCUCAUAUGUUCGUUUGCUUCUACGUUUGCAUUGCUUUGCCCGAAACAAGAAUCGUACGAACCGCUGGACAUGUCAAGGCUUAAGGCUAUGAAAGGAACAUUCUAUGACGUUACAGAUAUUCCUUAUUUUCCGAAUGAUAUUCACUGUUGGGAUUAUCAUAGCUUUGUAGCGGAAGAAGACGGAUUUGCAGUUAAUAUGACUCAACAUGUAGAAGGGCGAACAGAACCAAAUUUAGACGUAUAUGUUCAUUUUGUACCUAACGGAGAUGGAACGUAUAGAGCAAAUAAAGAACACAUGGAAGCAUACAUGGCCACAUCCAAAGAAUCGAUUUCUCACAAAGCAACGCCGGAAAUGGAAGCAAAAAUAGAAUCAACCACGCUGUUAUUGUUUUCUAUGGAUGCUUCCAUCUUGACUGACUAUGAAAACUAUUUCAUGCUUGUUUUUUGUAUUGAAGAAACAGGUCCACUUGUUGCGAUUAAAAACAAGCGAGUUUACCCCACUGGUCAAGAUACUCUAAAUUUCUGGAACGAGUUCAUCAAACACGGAGAUAUUCCAAAAAAUCCGGUUGAAUUCAAGGAGAUUUGCGUUCUCAGAAAUAUUUAGCAAAACGCACAGAAAAAGAAAACUGCUGAUAUAAAAUAAGAGUUUAGGUUUAAUGGAUAUUGUUAUAUUUAUCAGUGUAGUAGUCAAUAGAAAUAUGAAAUUAUUCAGAAUAUUACGACGCAAAAAUUAUAGUCUGGGAAGAGAUUAUUAUUGUCCAAUCUUAGCGAGAUUAUUAUUAUCAUUAUUUUUUUUUCCAGAUUAAAUAUAAUUUGAAUGGCAAAAUAAUUUGUUCAAAUAGAAUUAUCUAUAUAAAAUUUUCUGCAUUUUCG
This is a messenger RNA of Styela clava, 2183 nucleotides long. RefSeq lists its product as uncharacterized. NCBI's taxonomy places the organism in Eukaryota, Metazoa, Chordata, Ascidiacea, Stolidobranchia, Styelidae. The record is from RefSeq and is a predicted model, not a curated record.